AUGGUGUUACGCAGACUCUUGAGGAAGCGCUGGGUCUUGGGGGUUGUUUUUGGUCUGUCCCUGAUCUACUUUCUCACAAGUACAUUAAAGCGGGAGGAGCGAAGCAUCGGAGACCGGAGCCUCUUGGAACUGAGGGACCCCGACCAUCACAUUCCAUGGAAGGUCCGAUUCAACUUGGGCAACAGCAGCAGACAGAUCACACAAUGCAGGAAUUCAAUACAGGGCAAAAUUCUUCUGACAGAUGAGAUAGGUUAUGUAUGUGAGCGUAAAGACAUGUUGGUGAAUGGCUGCUGCAAUGUAAAUGCACCAAGCUCCCGCCAGUACAUCUGUAAAAGCUGCCUUGCAAACGGAUGUUGCAGCAUCUACGAGUACUGUGUAUCAUGUUGCCUUCAACCUGACAAGCAACCUCUUUUAGAACGUUUCCUGAAUCGGGCAGCUGAAGGAUUUCAGAACCUCUUCACCGCAGUAGAAGACCAUUUUGAACUCUGCCUGGCCAAGUGCAGGACGUCCUCACAGAGCGUUCAACAUGAGAAUACCUACAGGAAUCCACAGGCCAAAUACUGCUAUGGGGAAAGUCCACCAGAACUCCUGCCCAUAUGACACCAAGUCGGUCCGUCUUACAAGAAACACAAAAUCCAGUGAAAUAAUGAAGGAGAAUGAAUGAAUGUCACACAACAGUCUGGACUUUUGACAGUAUGAUGUACAUGCCUCGUGUGUGUCUGUCCUUUUGAGCCUGGAUCCAACAUUUACUCAAAAAUCCGAUCACUCAUCCCGCUAUCCGCAGGUUAGGUGAGGAAGUUUUAAAAAGGAUGUCUUAAAGUUUACACUUCAUAAGUGCAUAAAAGCAUAGAUUUGUUUUUUCUUACCUCAUUAGGGACAAGUCCCAUGUGUGUCACUCCAGCACCCAUAUAGCAGCAGCUGGUGUUCAGAAAAACACCUGGGGUGCAUCCCAAUAUGUGUCCUUGCCUCCUCCACUUGCGCUUGUCUCCUCGUCCCACCUCCUGGCCCCUCCUCCGUGGAGAAAACGAUAAAGUUUCCCAGCUGUCAGCCUCGCCACAACAACUUUUGAGGGACUGUUUUUCAUUCACCAUCCCAAUUGCAAAUGAGAAAAAGACUUUACAAUUGAGCUUUUGCAAGAUAUUGAAAUAUAAUGCUGUUGUCAGUGAUGUCAUCAUGACGAGAAGCAAGUGGAGGAGGCAAGUGGAGGAGGCAAGGUCACAUAUUGGGAUGCACUCUUGGACUUUGUGGUCAAGCUAGUUCCUCCCAUCAUUUCCUGUUGGUUGUAGUGUUCUGACACGUUGUAGUUUCCAGAGUGAGAAGUCCGUAUACUUAAGAUCAUUUUCGUUGUCUGUCAUUAUUUCAUGGCUGGAUUAUGUUUCCACUUCAUCAGUCUUCAUCAGAUUCCAAGGAUUUUAAGUCUGCAGACUUUUCACUCUGAAAACUACAGUCUGCCUUUGUCCUGCACCUUUUCCUGGGAUGUGCACAAUCUUCUCCUCGAACUUGUGACGCAUUGCUCAACAUCAUUGAUGAUUGAAGUUUUAUUCAAAUACCUUACAGAAGCACAAUUCAAAGGUAAUUUUUCUCAUUUGCAAUCAGGAUGUUGAAUGGGGGGAAAGCCCCCUAAAAAGUUCUCUGCCCAGGUUGACAGCAGGGAAACGAUAUUGACGGGGACAACACCAAGGCAAGAGUCCACAAGCAGUGUGAAGAAAAAAGGAGUCGGACACAGGUGCUCGAUGAGGAAGGAACACUGAUGAAGGGCUAGACCCGAAACGUUUGCAUCUCACUUUCUGUUUUGGCUUCUCUUCAUUUUUGGCUUUUAAUACAGUUUCACUGAACAGCAUCAAGCUCCUGUGUUCUACUCCUUUUUCCUUCACACGGCAUCAUUAUUUUGGAAUUACGCACCGAGCGGAAUUUCCCAAGUAAGUCAAAGGCGCGGACGCCAUCUCUACCUUCACUCAAGAGUCCACAAGCAACAGGAGAUUAUGGGAGGAACAAGUCUGACUUGCACCCCAGGUCUGGGUUUCUGAUCAAGCCUGAUCUGUCAACGAAUGUCUGGGUUGUGAUGUGUGGUCUUUGGUUUCCCCAUCUCAUUGCAAGAGGGAUGCUUCGUUGUGUAUUUCAAACAGAUGACAUGGUUAUCAACAAUCAGGUUUGUUACUGCCCUAUGGGAGAGUAUUGCAAACUACAGAAACAAAUGCCAUUUAUAACACAAACGUGAAUCUUUUGUUUGUUUGUUUAUUUGUUUGUUUAUUAAUUUAAUAAAACUGUGAUCGAUCCA
Molecule: messenger RNA, 2278 nt
Organism: Engraulis encrasicolus (European anchovy)
Lineage: Eukaryota; Metazoa; Chordata; Actinopteri; Clupeiformes; Engraulidae
Gene: spring1
Product: SREBF pathway regulator in golgi 1
Exons: 5
Coding region: 1-600 (199 amino acids)
Biological process (GO): positive regulation of SREBP signaling pathway
Source: RefSeq, a predicted model, not a curated record